GGCGGCGGCGGAGUUGCGGGGCUCGGGAGGCAGAGGCGAGGCGGGCAUCCCGCCAAGGAAGCAGGCGGGCUGGGAGCGAGAGGCUCGGGCUCCGCGAUGCUCCGGAGGUCGGGGAUGCUACUUCUCUGGCUCUUUUGCUGCUGGGGGCCGGCGAGGGCACACAAUGGAGAUCUUACAGUCAGACCCACUUGCAAGCCAGGCUUCUCGGAAGAUGAUUACACAGCACUGGUUUCCCAAAACAUCAUGGAGGGGCAGAAGUUACUCAAAGUGAAAUUUAGCGGCUGCUCGGAGAGCAAGAGAAUUCGAUAUGAAACUGACAACUUGGACUUCAAGGUGAGGAUCGAUGGAACUAUCUACACCACCAAACAGGUGCAAAUCCCCUCGGAGCAGACAAUGUUUAUGGUGACAGCAUGGGACCGCCAGUCCCUAGAAAGAUGGGAAACAGUGGUCAGGUUACUGGUGGUAGAGAAAACACAACACAAGGGACGCAAGCAGAAAGGGAAGAAGAACACAUCGGCAGAUCUCUUGCAGCAGCCCAGCGAUACUCUGCUACCGUGGCGCCAUCACCAGAAUUCACAUGGGCUCAGACGGCAGAAGCGAGACUGGGUUAUCCCUCCAAUCAAUGUGCCUGAAAAUUCGAGAGGACCCUUCCCUCAGCAACUGGUUAGGAUUCGUUCAGAUAAGGACAGUGAUAUCCAUAUAAGAUACAGCAUCACAGGAGUGGGAGCUGACCAACCACCUAUGGAAGUCUUCAACAUUGAUCCUGUGUCAGGGAGAAUGUACGUGACCCGGCCAAUGGACAGAGAAGAAAGAGCAUCUUACCAUCUUCGAGCACAUGCAGUUGAUAUGAAUGGAAAUAAAGUGGAAAACCCCAUUGACCUCUACAUCUAUGUCAUUGACAUGAAUGACAACAGGCCAGAGUUCAUAAAUCAAGUUUAUAACGGAUCUGUUGAUGAAGGAUCUAAACCAGGAACCUAUGUGAUGACAGUGACAGCAAAUGAUGCCGAUGACAGCACCACAGCCAAUGGGAUGGUGAGGUACCGGAUUGUGACACAAACCCCACAGAGCCCAUCACAAAAUAUGUUUACCAUUAAUAGUGAAACGGGAGAUAUUGUGACAGUGGCUGCUGGACUUGACAGAGAGAAAGUUCAGCAAUAUACAGUCAUCGUUCAGGCCACAGAUAUGGAAGGAAAUCUUAACUACGGUCUCUCAAACACAGCGACAGCGAUCAUUAUGGUGACAGAUGUGAAUGACAACCCACCCGAAUUCACCGCCAGCACCUAUUCUGGUGAAGUCCCAGAAAACCGAGUGGAAGUAGUAGUUGCCAAUUUGACGGUGAUGGACCGAGACCAGCCUCAUUCACCCAACUGGAAUGCUGUUUACCGGAUUAUCAGUGGAGACCCUUCUGGUCAUUUCACCAUCAGAACUGAUCCUGUUACUAAUGAAGGCUUGGUAACUGUUGUGAGGGAAGUUGACUAUGAGAUGAACAGAGCUUUCAUGCUGACUGUAAUGGUAUCUAACCAAGCUCCUCUAGCCAGUGGGAUCCAGAUGUCUUUCCAGUCUACAGCUGGGGUCACCAUUUCAGUCACAGAUGUCAAUGAGCCACCCUACUUCCCAACAAACCACAAGCUCAUCAGGUUGGAGGAAGGAGUACCAACUGGGACAGCAUUAAUGACCUUUUCAGCAGUGGAUCCUGACCGCUUCAUGCAGCAGGCUAUAAGAUACUCUAAGCUGUCAGAUCCUGCAAACUGGCUGAACAUUAAUGCCACAAAUGGUCAGAUCACCACUGCUGCCAUCCUUGAUCGUGAGUCAGCCUAUAUUAAGAACAAUGUCUACGAGGCCACGUUCCUGGCAGCUGACAACGGUAUCCCUCCGGCCAGUGGCACUGGCACACUCCAGAUCUAUCUAAUUGACAUCAACGAUAACGCUCCUGAACUUCAGCCAAAGGACGCACAGAUCUGUGAAAAGCCAAACCUGAAUGUCAUCAACAUCACAGCCGCCGAUGCUGACAUUGAUCCAAACGUUGGGCCCUUUGUCUUUGAGCUGCCAAGUGUGCCAUCUGCCAUUAGGAAGAACUGGACCAUUACACGGCUAAAUGGUGACUAUGCCCAACUCAGUUUACGAAUAACAUACUUGGAAGCCGGUGUGUAUGAUGUUCCAAUCAUUGUGACAGAUUCAGGAAACCCUCCUUUGUUUAACAUGUCCAUCAUUAAGGUCAAGGUGUGUCCAUGUGACGAGAACGGAGACUGUACCACCAUUGGAGCUGUUGCUGCAGCCGGGCUGGGAACUGGAGCAAUCAUUGCCAUCUUGAUAUGUAUCAUCAUCUUACUAUCCAUGGUUUUACUUUUUGUAGUAUGGAUGAAGCGCAGGGAAAAGGAGAGGCACACAAAGCAGCUUCUCAUUGAUCCAGAGGAUGAUGUCCGGGAUAAUAUUCUGAAGUACGAUGAGGAAGGAGGUGGAGAAGAAGACCAGGAUUAUGAUUUAAGCCAACUUCAGCAGCCAGAGAACAUGGAUCAUGUUUUGAACAAAGCAAAUGGAGUCCGUCGAGUAGAUGAGCGACCUAUUGGCGCUGAGCCCCAGUAUCCUAUAAGACCUGUAAUCCCCCAUCCUGGGGACAUUGGGGACUUUAUUAAUGAGGGCUUGAGAGCAGCAGAUAAUGACCCAACAGCUCCUCCCUACGAUUCCCUUCUUGUCUUUGACUAUGAAGGAAGUGGUUCAACAGCAGGCUCUGUAAGCUCACUCAACUCCUCGAGCUCCGGAGACCAAGAUUACGACUACCUGAACGACUGGGGGCCAAGGUUCAAGAAACUGGCAGACAUGUAUGGGGGUGGCGAGGAUGACUAAACUGACCUCACAUUCUUGUUUUGCAAAAGAGGAAAGCUAUAGCAUUAGAAGAAGUUGAUGAUGGUGAAGAAGAAGAAAAGAACCCCAACAAGGAAGAAGAAAGAAGAAAGAAAUGGAGAAGGAAGAAGAUGGAGAAGAACCAAGAACUGUACAGAAGUGGCAGCUUUUUUAAAUUAAUAUCCUCUGCUGACUGUAUUCCUUUUAGUGGUGAUUUAGAAAGUUUCUUUUUUUCUGUUGUUUUCUUUCUUUCUUUCUUUCCUGUUAUCUUUCUCUCUUUUUUAAGAACUUUGAGCUGUCUAGCAUGAACACUCACCUCUGCUGCAUUUGUGGGUUUUUAAAAAUGUUUUUUUCCCAGUGUGUCAGCGGGGAUACUGCUUGUUCUAUCCACUUUAUGACUAUAAAGGGAGUGAAAGGCACUCUGUCUUAACUUGAAUUUCUUAGAACAGAAGCACUGUUUUUAAAAUAUAUAUAUAGAUAUAUAUAUUUGAAAGUGCCUUUUGGUACAUGUAUCAGAUUCCCUCAAUCUCAGGAGUGUUCAAAAGAAACAAACAAAAAUUUACGUUUCCACCAUCUUUGGACACCACACUCUAUGACCCUAAGCCAGUGCUAGCUGGGAACGAAUUAACAGAAAACAGGGACUAUGGAACGGUUUCUCUUAUGGGCCUUUUUUUCUAAAAAAUACAUAAAUACAUAAAUAGGUGGGAGAGGUAUUUCUGGGUGGAGGGGAGUGAAGAAGCAAAAUGCUUAGUGUACAACAAUUGCUAAACUGCUAUCUUUUGGCAUAUGCCAAUGGUGAAAUGAGUGCACCUGUUGUAUAUACAAUUCAUUGUUUAUCUGAUGCAAAAUAUUGACCUGGGUUUUCUCUUCUGACCUGGUCAGAUGUGAUGUAGCUGCAUAGAACUAGAGCAUUGGUAAGCCUUUGGUGAGUACAACAACCAAGAAGACAUUGCAUAAGCCCUACAGUAAAUGGCAAGACCAAAGGCCACUUGUGUGAAAGAGUCUUCUUUCUUUCUUUCUUUCUUUCUUCCUAGUCCCCUCCACCUGCUGAGUUCUAGCUAUCAUGGUUAGGUUCUGUGUUUCUAUGAAACAUUCAUUGUGAUGAAUUUUUAACAUGAAAUUCUGACAGAAGAUUAGGAAUGCAGCAUUUGACCAUCUGAACAAAUGGUUUCAGCAAGCUGUGUAGAGCUGUGUAAAUUCUCUCACCAAAUAUUUGAAAGCAGUGGCACAAAACAUAGGUUCUGCAGGCCACUUGUGGCUCACUGAGCCCUACUGUGUGGGACUUGCAUUGUGCAUCAUGGUUUAGAGUUGCACUGCAUAGAGCCCAGAGGACCUGUUUUGUAGCCUACAUUAAUGUAACCAGAGGUUCUACCCCUUCCUAUUACUGUACCAUGAAAAGGUGAUGAAGCUAAGCACAAGCAAAAAUGUACAUAUAAUCCCUUUGUUGACUUGGGGUGGGGGGGGGAGGCUAAUUAACUCAACCAAGAAGGUGCACAUCUCCAUUUAAAAAAGCUGCAAACUUAGAGGGAACUCCUAUGAACCAGCUUUGAGUGCCAUGAUAACAGGUGUUGUGGGACCUCAAAAUAGUUUUGAUGCUAUUUCAUCCAAUAGAAGCCAGUCCAGCAGAGGAUAUUGUCUUACCAUGGUUAUGUCUUAUGUUCCCUGGUAAUUUAUAAGAUGGGACCAGUUACGCCUCUAGUCUGGAAUGAUUUAUCACGCAGUUUCCUGUUUCAGUGCAAGCAGUCUGUUCUAUGAUUUUGUGAUAUUAGCCAGGAAAACCAAUGAACCUGAUUGAAAAGCACAUGCAGACUGAUACUGUAUAAUGAGUAAUCAAAUGACCAGAUUUCUUUGAUUGUGUAUUAACAUCUUACUUCAUUGUCAAAAGAAAAGUAGCACUGGAACUCCUUGAGUUUUGUGUAGUUCAUUGCUCCAAAAGUGAGAUACACAUCAAGGUUGGCCUGAGAAAUAUUACAGUCCCAAUCAGUGGUAUGGUGUGUGAUCAAAGCGGUGCACCCCAAGAUCCUCUACAAGGAGCUUUAGAAACACGUUUCAACUGUACAUUGCUAUUGGCUCUUCCUAAACAACCUCUUUGGUUGUUACAUAGUCAAGCCAACCCUGGUCCAAUUCUUGUAUUACUAUAUUUUUAAAAGAUGUGGUAAAACUUUAUCAAAUAGACUUUUCCCAUACCAUGAGAUAUCAUUCUGGGUGCAAUUCAUGUGAAACCCACUGUAAGCUAAUACUGUGUGGAAUAUGGGAAACACCAGAUCUGCCUUGUGGAGAUGAGACUUCAGAAAGUAUGGUGCAUGGUACAGAUACAAUGGUGGGAAGCUCACCUUGAAGUAACCAUUGUAUUGCUGUUGUGUGCCUUCAAGUCAUUUCCAACUUAUACUGGCCCUAAGGUGAACCUAUCACUGGAUUGUCUUGGCAAGAUUUGUUCAUGUUAGGUUGCCUUUGCUUCCUGUGAGGCUGAGAGUGUAACUUGCCCAUAGUCACCCAUUAGCAAGGAUUCAAAUCCUGAUCUCCCGGAUCUUAAUUCAACACCCAAACCACUGCACUGCAUUUUUUUCAAAACUGUAAUGCAAUAUUUAAGGCAGAUUGGUCCUUAGAAAAAGUAAAUCUGAAUCUCUUGGUAGCUUUCUUUGACCUUGGCCAGGGAAAAAACUGACCAAAUAAAAGGAGGAAAGGGUAAAUGCAGGAUAAGGAUCCUCAAGAAAAAAGAGAGAAAGAAGGAGAGAUAUAACCUCAUUGAUCCUCCACACUUUCAGUCAAAGUGAAAGAUGAGCCACAUAAUGUUAUGUUCUGGAGAUUCUGUCAGUGGGCAGAUAUCCUUCCUGAUGGUCUAGUUUUGGCUUUGAGGACUCUUAGCUCAAUGGUAAGCCCACUGGUUUUUUUUUUUUUCCCCAUAAGGUUGUAGGUUCAUUCCUUGGCCUCUCCAGUUUAAAAUGUCCUCAGGAAAAUAAAAAAGCUGGGGAAAAUACCUUUGUGGCAAUUUGAAGAAUUUGUGCCAUUCAAAGUCAACUGUACUGUACAGUCUGACUUACUGGAAGACAACUUCAUAAUUCAUAUGAUAUCCAUUAACUGGAGUCGAAGAAGAGAUUGCUUUUCCUCUGGAAACAAUCUGUACCUCCUUAGAAUUACCCACCCCACAUCCUAAGAACUGUAGAUCAUAGUGUUGGGUGAAAGGUGCUAAUGAUACUGCCAGGAAAGUUAUGGUUGGCAUGGAUCCAUAGAAAAGAACCACUGCACACCUCUGUGUUGGGGUUGUGCUGGUAUUUUCUUUUCCAGACAGUAAUCAGGGAUGCUGUGUUUAAACUGUCUCACAUUUAUGGUGUCCUGGUGCAUAAUCCUGUUGGAUACUUUCCUUAGAAAACCCUAUCAGAGAUGAAGCAUAUCCAUGGGACUUAUCUUUCACCUUGUACAAAUACGUUAUCGUUCCCUUCUGCAUAAAAAGCGGGCAAACACACAAACACACACCACGGUGGGGGAAAGAACUUUUGGGUGGUCCAUAAUCAUCCUUUGGGCAAUGUUAGCAUCUUUUGACUAUUGUUAGCCAGAUUGAAUCAACUGUACGUAAAUCAAACUAUGUGCAACCUGAUCAAUAUGCACCUGUAUCUAUCAUCAGUACCUCCAGGGUAAGAAAAGACUACCAUGUGAUUAAUGUGCAUAAAUGUUGACAAUUAAGCCAGAGUUAUUUGCUGCACCCUGAUUGAACCUCUCUAUAAUCAAGGGUAGCAUACUACCUAGUUUGUAUGUAGGGUCAGUAUUUUUAAAAAUAAAUCCAUCUAGAUUCUGUACUUUUUCUGUCAAAAAAAAUUGUUCUCCCCCCAUCCCUUUUAAUGAUUUGGACUAGUGGGGUUUAUGUCUAAUGUUUGUACAAUUAUUUAGAUUGCAUGGAUGUGUAAUGUACAAAAUCACAUUUAAUGGAUUAUGAGCCACUUAAUUGUGCUUUGAAAUCUUGGAUUAUCUAUGAUUUAAAAAGAAAAAAAAACACAAAAAGCUAGUCUCCAGCAGAUUUAUGGGAAACAAUAUAGGUGUGCUUAGGUAUUAUUUUCUUUAAAUCCAAGAGUCUGCACAGUUUUAAAGAAAUUGUUUUUGAUUAUCAACAAGAAAUGGGGUUGCUCUUACCUUAUCCUCCUUUUUUGUUUGUCUUUUCCUUCCCCCCCCCCCCCUUUCUCCUUUUUUUCUUUUUCUUUUUCUUUUUUCUUUUUUGGUCAAUAUACAAAUUGAUUCUCAUUUUGAAGUUGAGAAGGGGAGGGGAAGGGGAAUGAGCGUGGAGAAAUGUACUUCAAAUGGAUGUUGUUAAGAGCGUAUUAGAAUGCAAGCUCCUUUGUCUAUAGACUUUGAAAAUGCUCCUCGCGCAUUUUAUAUUUCAUUGUAUCAUAUUUUCUAUAAAACACAAUUUCUGUAAAUUAA
Molecule: messenger RNA, 7254 nt
Organism: Sceloporus undulatus (fence lizard)
Lineage: Eukaryota; Metazoa; Chordata; Lepidosauria; Squamata; Phrynosomatidae
Gene: CDH4
Product: cadherin 4
Exons: 16
Coding region: 97-2844 (915 amino acids)
Biological process (GO): homophilic cell-cell adhesion; adherens junction organization; multicellular organism development
Cellular component (GO): catenin complex; plasma membrane; adherens junction
Molecular function (GO): cadherin binding; calcium ion binding
Source: RefSeq, a predicted model, not a curated record